AUGACGGCAGUUUCCUUGAGCGACGUUCUCGAGGCGGCGGUGCGGCAGUGUUCGCUCCUUUCCUUCGGCGCGCAUUCACGCGUGGGGGGGUGUACAGUUUUUGUUCCUGAAGCCUCCGGACGGGGCAUAUUGGCCGGCGGCUGCAUCACAGGGGUCUCGUGUCAUGACGAAGAACUGACACUCACGGUUGUUCCCGCACAGCUACGACUGCUUCCACUGCGGUUUUCCACACCCGACAGUUUUUUCCGCCUGGACGCUGACUUGCCCUGGUUGGAUGCUGUGGCGCUACUUGACGGAUUGCCACCAGUGCGCCUCCAGGGCGUCUCGCCAACGUUCCCCGUGUUCCGCGACGGCGGCUUGCCAGACGAUGAUGUCUCUGAUUCCGAUCGGGAACGCAGGGCGCGCCAGCACUUGGAGCGCCUUUGUGCGCUGGCUCCGCCACACUUAGCAGACCACGUCCUGCUCACUUGGAGACCUGUCACCGCGUGGUUUCUCGUGUCGUACCUGGACUCAGAGAGUACACCGGACCCAUGCGUCUUUAUCCUUCCCGAUGCUCUAGUGGUGCGGGCAGCCGUGGUGCAGGUUGGCUUUCGUGCCAUCUCUCCACACACCCGCGAGGCCCUCGUGAUGCCCGCGUUUGACGUCGUGCGAAGGAGGUUGCAGAAACUCCAGUUGCCAAAUUGCGUCGUGCGGGUAAUCGGAGAAAUGGAUUUCUCGAUUGCGCCUCCGUUACUCUUCACAUCUGCGGCACGGAUGACAUUGUGA
Molecule: messenger RNA, 765 nt
Organism: Trypanosoma conorhini
Lineage: Eukaryota; Euglenozoa; Kinetoplastea; Trypanosomatida; Trypanosomatidae
Exons: 1
Coding region: 1-765 (254 amino acids)
Source: RefSeq, a predicted model, not a curated record